AUGACAUAUGCGGAGCUCUCCCCCGAAAGGAUACCGUAUUACCUAUCUGACGACAACACCGACCCGAGCCUCAACGUCGCCUAUCUGAAAGAUGCGUACGAUCUGCUGCACCACACUCUGAAGAAUGAGCCCAGAGCAAAGGUAGACAUAAAUUCCUUGCCUUACAGGUGCUCAAUCCUUGAUUAUGGCAUGCGCACUGGAAUUUGGUCGAUUGAAACAGCAGAAUGCGUAAGGCACUUGCAGGGUCGAGUGGUGGGUUACGACAUUACCGACAUGCACCCGCCAAUGGACAAACUUCCGGAUAAUUUAACCAUUGCUAUAGGAGAUGACGAAAGGGUGUGGCGCAAAGGCACCUCCUACGACAUCAUUCACGCGCGAGUCGUCGAGAGCAUCGUAGAUUGGCAGGACUUCCCCAAAAUUGCCUACAACAAUCUCAACCCGGGUGGUUGCUUGAUCGUCGAAAUGGUUGAUCUUAUGCCUUGCGGCGAUGAGCAGAGGUCUUUUCCAGCAGACUCGGCUCUCAAGGCCUGGGCAGAGAAGUUCCGUCAGUACGAUAAGCGUCAAGCUGAUCAACAGGAAAUCGAGGCUUUGCUUCGAGAUCAGGGUUUCGACGUUACAUGCGCAACGAUUGAUUUACCGAUCAAUCCCUACAGGCAAUCCGAAAAUGAGCGAGAGAGCGGCAAACGCUUUCAUUGGUGCCUCAGACAGUUUGUGCAGGCCAAAUGCUUUGCAUCUCGUCGCGAAGCCCCGCCGCAAGAAAUGUUGGACCAAGGAAAUCCGGAAUCCCGAUAA
Colletotrichum abscissum is the source of this 792-nucleotide messenger RNA. RefSeq lists its product as uncharacterized. The coding region runs from base 1 to 792 and encodes 263 amino acids. The transcript is spliced from 4 exons. NCBI's taxonomy places the organism in Eukaryota, Fungi, Ascomycota, Sordariomycetes, Glomerellales, Glomerellaceae. The record is from RefSeq and is a predicted model, not a curated record.